Nematolebias whitei (Rio pearlfish) is the source of this 513-nucleotide messenger RNA. Its product is annotated as alpha-synuclein. Gene Ontology annotation, cellular component: neuronal cell body; axon terminus; cytoplasm. The coding region runs from base 202 to 513 and encodes 103 amino acids. The transcript is spliced from 4 exons. Gene Ontology annotation, molecular function: cuprous ion binding. Gene Ontology annotation, biological process: synapse organization; synaptic vesicle endocytosis; chemical synaptic transmission. The record is from RefSeq and is a predicted model, not a curated record. NCBI's taxonomy places the organism in Eukaryota, Metazoa, Chordata, Actinopteri, Cyprinodontiformes, Rivulidae.
UCUCUGAGGCGUAGGAGUCUCCUGUCCGUCUCCUCUUCACAGCAGAUGAAGUUGUCGAGGCAGUAAUCCUUUUCCUUUCUUCUUCUUCUUUUUUUUUUUUUACUCUUUGGAGAGAUCCUCCCUGUCUCAUCCCAGAAGCUCGUUUUAUUGGAAGUUGAACAGCUGUUGGCGGGUUGUUAUUUGGGAGCCGGUCGAGCCGCCAUGGACGCGUUAAUGAAAGGUUUCUCCAAAGCCAAGGAUGGAGUCGUGGCGGCGGCGGAGAAAACCAAGCAGGGAGUGACAGGAGCCGCGGAGAUGACCAAGGAUGGGGUUCUGUAUGUCGGCACUAAAACAAAGGAUGGAGUGUCCACAGUCGCUGGUAAAACUGUGUCUGGAGUGUCUCAGGUAGGCGGAGCGGUGGUUACCGGGGUUACCGCUGUGGCCCAGAAAACCGUGGAGGGCGCAGGCAACAUCGCAGCUGCCACUGGAUUGGUCAAGAAGGAUCCAGCCAAACAAGUAAGACGGAUGCUCUAA